CGGACCUCGGCUGCUCUCUUGGACUUGUCCAUUGAAAGAUAAUUAGGAUGUAUCAUCUCUUCGCUUCAGUUGUUUUCUACUUCUUCCUACUCCUCUUCACAAUACAGAUAAUUCGAAGACGGCGAUAGCCUCUUUUUUCUUGCCCUUGCCUUGACUUGAUACACUCUGGCCGUUCCCCGUUUGUUUCCGCGACAACCCCGCCGCCUCUCUUACACAUCACAACUACAACAAACAACAGCAACAACAACAACAUCAUCAUCAUCACCAGUUUAUUAAACAUGUCGCAGUCCAAGCCCGUCGUCCCCCAAAAUGACAACGUCGCCCACGCCCUCGCCGGCGCCGGUGGUGGCAUCCUGUCCAUGGCCUUGACCUACCCCCUAAUCACCCUCUCCACCCGCGCCCAAGUCGAAUCCAAGCGCUCCGCCGACACCACCUUCCUAGCCGCCGUCCAAAAGAUUGUCGCGCGCGAAGGCAUCUCGGGUCUCUACUCUGGUCUCUCGUCAGCCCUCUUCGGCAUCUCCGUCACCAACUUUGUCUACUACUACUGGUACGAAUGGACGCGCGCCUUCUUCGAGGCCGCCGCCGUCAAAGCCGGCCGAGCCUCCAAGAAGCUAACCACGGUGGAAUCCAUGAUCGCCGGCGCCAUCGCCGGUUCGGCAACCGUCAUUUUGACGAACCCCAUCUGGGUAGUCAACACGCGCAUGACCACGCGCAAAGCGGCUGCUGCUGAUGACGAUGAGAAGAACACCGCCGCUUUGCCAGGCGCACCGCCAGCUAAGAAGCCCAGUACCAUUGGCACAUUACUUGCGCUGCUGAAGAACGAGGGCCCCCAAGCGUUGUUUGCCGGAGUGGUGCCGGCGCUGGUGCUGGUGAUUAAUCCCAUUUUGCAGUACACCCUGUUUGAGCAGAUGAAGAACGCGGUGGAGAAGCGACGCAAGAUGACGGCCACGCUGGCCUUCUUUUUGGGUGCGGCGGGCAAGUUGUUUGCGACGAGUGUGACGUAUCCGUACAUUACGGUCAAGAGCCAGAUGCAUGUGGCGCCUGCUAGCGAUGGCACCGGGACGCAAAAGAGGGAGGGCAUGAUGGAGGCGAUUAAUCGCGUGGUGAGGGAGGAGGGGUAUGCUGGGUUGUACAAGGGCAUCGGCCCCAAGGUCACUCAGUCCGUCCUCACGGCUGCCUUCCUCUUCGCCUUCAAGGACGUGCUCUACGAGCAGACGGUCAAGCUACGGGGCCGCGUCACUCGCAAGGCCCUUGCUUAGAGGGCUGUUGUGGCCGCCAUGCCGAACCUCGCAAGGUACUACGCUUAGUGGGCGA
Messenger RNA from Neurospora hispaniola, 1314 nucleotides. RefSeq names its product mitochondrial carrier domain-containing protein. The transcript is spliced from 3 exons. Gene Ontology annotation, biological process: transport. Bases 279 to 1259 code for a protein of 326 amino acids. Gene Ontology annotation, cellular component: peroxisomal membrane. NCBI's taxonomy places the organism in Eukaryota, Fungi, Ascomycota, Sordariomycetes, Sordariales, Sordariaceae. Gene Ontology annotation, molecular function: ADP transmembrane transporter activity; NAD transmembrane transporter activity; coenzyme A transmembrane transporter activity. The record is from RefSeq and is a predicted model, not a curated record.